Camelina sativa (false flax) is the source of this 425-nucleotide messenger RNA. Lineage: Eukaryota; Viridiplantae; Streptophyta; Magnoliopsida; Brassicales; Brassicaceae. The record is from RefSeq and is a predicted model, not a curated record.
AAAUGGCUAAUCUUCGUCUAAUGAUCACUCUAAUCACAGUUUUGGUUUGUUUAUUCUCGAGCUUCACCAAAUCAUCCAAAGACAUUAGAAUUGAUUUACCUAAAUCCCUUAACCUCACCCUUUUAACCGAUCCUUCCACCAUCUCCGCCGCCUCUCAAGACUUCGGAAACAUCACCACCGUCACUCCCGGCGGCGUAAUCUGCCCCUCCUCAUCCUCCGAUAUAUCUCGUCUCCUCCACUACGCCGCGAACGGAAAAAUAACGUUCCAAGUGGCGGCUCGCGGCCAAGGCCACUCCUUGAAAGGCCAAGCCUCCGUCUCGGGAGGAGUCGUCGUCAACAUGACAUGUCUCUCUGACGUGGUGGUUUCGAAAGACAAGAAGUAUGCUGACGUGGCGGCGGGGACGUUGUGGGUGGAUGUGUUGAAA